This is a messenger RNA of Plutella xylostella (diamondback moth), 309 nucleotides long. Its product is annotated as bombyxin A-3 homolog. The record is from RefSeq and is a predicted model, not a curated record. Lineage: Eukaryota; Metazoa; Arthropoda; Insecta; Lepidoptera; Plutellidae. Gene Ontology annotation, molecular function: hormone activity. Gene Ontology annotation, cellular component: extracellular region.
GCGGGCGCGGGGGCGGGCGGGGAGGGGCAGGUGUUCUGCGGCCGGCGGCUGGCGGACGCGCUCGACGUGCUGUGUGAGAAUGGGCUGCUGCUGGAGAAGCGGUCGGCGCCCCCGGCGCUCGGGGGGCGCUGGUUGGCGCCCCCACGGCCCUGGCUGGGGCGGGGGCGCGCGCUGGCGCGGGGGCGCAGGCACGUGGUGGACGAGUGCUGCCUCAAGCCCUGCACCGUCGACGAGCUGGUGACCUACUGCGCCUGAACGUAUAUUGCAUAAAACUUGACUAUGUUAUUUAACUAUUGUACUGAUUAUUUU